GCCUCAGCUCCUCCCGCUUGCCAGACUUGGUCCGCCUCCCGGAGUUCGCGUACCGCCAAUACGUUCAUGUUGGUUUGUCGCGACAGAUAUGCCUGCUUGGAUUUCUCCUACGUGCCCUGGAUGUUGUACUGUGUGGUGUUUGGCAGAAUUAAGCGGUCUUAAUGGAGCCCUUAUUGUUAAUACUGACGAGAAAAGUUACCCUUGCAACAUGAGGCAGAGAGCGAGAUGCCUUAUCUCUGAUGCUGGUAGUCUGGAUGCUGCAUGAUCUUCAGCUGAAUGAAGGUGCGGCUGUAUUUGUGGAUUAUUACCGUCGAAAAACUUGACAAGGGACUGAAUAGUAUGGCAAGGGACAAAUGAAAAGUUGUCUAUUGUUUAUUGGGUUUUACUCACCAUCAGAAGUGUUUCGUGAAAACAUGAAAGCAAUACAAAGUCUGUGGUAGUCAUGUGUGUGAUACCUAAUGUCCUUCCCUGCGGUGGUCCAUACGACAUGAGCACUGGACAAGCUGCACUGCACGAGCUGAUGAGUCGUCUGCGAGAACCCCCGCCUCGUUCGAUACAUAUCAACAGUACUCCGGCAUCGCCGCUUCACUAGAUCAUCAUUGAACACUGGGGCAAGAAAACUAUGAAACAUCAAGCAGCAACUUUUUCCGUCCAAGGCAUUUCUCGGCGCCACGGUCAUGCCCAUAGCGGGGGGUGGGUACAGGCGAGGGUACGGGUUGAGGCCGGCUCGGCGGAGAGCAGCAGAGGCACAGGCAGUUCGCGACAGGCAUGGCUCGCGCGAGGAUGGACCUAAGCGUGGUGCUGGUGCAGGCGCUGGUGCUGGGGGUGCUUCACGCCGCGGCCACCGUGGUUCAGGUCCCCCGCGGCAGCCUCCCCGGGGUGACCAAGGCCUACCUGGAGGAGGCUGACCGGCGCAGCUCGGAGGAGUGCACGACGUCGCUGCUGGCUCGGUGGGCGUACGAGACCAACAUGACGGAGCACACCCGCCGGGCACAGGUGGAGGCGCUGCUCAAGCUCUCCCAGUGGAGGCGGGAGGUGGGUGACGUUGCCAGGUCCCUCGCCGCCGCCUCCCCGCAGCUGGCCGAGGAGCAGAGGCGCCGGCUGCACUUCCUCUCCUCCCUGGACAUGGCUGCUCUGCCCCAGGCCGACUUGGAGGAGUACACCAACCUCAAGACUAAGAUGAUGGAGAUCCACAGCAGCGCCAGGGUCUGCGACUUCAACGACCCCGCCAAGUGUGACCUCACCUUCAGCUCAGACCUCGAGAAGCUGAUGAAGACAAGCCGCGACUACCAGGAGCUGGCCCAUGCGUGGCGGGCGUGGCGCGACAACACCGGUAGGAGGCUGCGGCCCCAGUACUCCCGCCUCACCACCCUCGCCAACAAGGCCGCCAAGCUCAACGGUUUUAACAGUUCCGCGGAGGAGUGGCUCGCCAAGUACGACACCUCCGGGAACUUAACUAAUGUGUUGACCGAGGUGUUCCAGCAGCUGGCGCCCCUCUACCAGCAGCUCCACGCCUACGUCAGGAGAAAGCUGAGGCAGCAAUAUGGGGAGACACACAUCACCGAGAAGGGCCCCAUACCUACCCACCUGCUGGGGAACAUGUGUGCACAGCACUGGGACGAGAUCUACCCGCUGGUGGAGCCCUUCCCCGGCAAUGGCUCUCUGAACGUGACCCAGGAGAUGGAGGCACAGGGAUACACAGUGAGGCAGAUGUUUGAGGCGGCUGACGACUUCUUCGUGUCGUUGGGUCUGCCUCGCAUGCCUGCCUCCUUCUGGCGCAAGUCCUUCUUCGUCAAGCCGUCUGACAGAAAUGUGUCGUGCGAAGCCGCCGCAUGGGACUUCUGCAACGGGAAGGACUACCGAGUCAAGAUGUGCAGCGAGGUGAACAUGAAGGACCUGCUGGCCGCCCACCACAGCCUGGGAGUCCUCCACUACUAUGUGCAGUACCGCCACCUGCCCCACGCGCUGCGCCAGGAUGCCAACCCAGCUUUCCACGAGGCAGUGGGAGGAUCUAUCACCCUGAGUGCUGGCUCCCCAAGUCACCUGUACAAGCUGGGUCUCCUUAAAAACCUGACAGAGGACUCUGAGGUGGAGAUCAACCACCUGAUGAAGGUGGCACUGCACUGGAUCCCAUUCAUUUCCUCUUCCUACGUGUUGGACCUCUGGCGCUGGGACAUUUCUCGCACGCACUUUCCAGACUUUGCCUGGAACUGUGCCUGGUGGGAUCUCAGGUUCCAGCUACAGGGCCUCAAGCCUCCGGUGCUGAGGACGGAGAAAGACUUGGAUGCUGCCGCCAGUAACCAAGUGAUUGUUGAUACUGAAUACAUCAGGAACUACGUAUCUACUGUGCUGCAGUUCCAGUUCCACAAGGCGCUGUGCCUCAAGGCAGGGCAGUAUGAUCCUCUCGACCCUGCCAAGCCCCUGCACAAGUGUGAUGUUUAUCAGUCUGUUGCGGCGGGGGACACACUUAAGGCCAUGCUCAGUCUGGGGCGGUCCAAGCCAUGGCAGGUGGUGCUUGGUGUGAUGACGGGAGAGCCUGAGGGCCGCCUGGACACUUCGGCCAUGCUGGAGUACUUUAAGCCCCUGGAGGAGUGGCUGACGCUGGACAACGCCGAGCACGGGGAGCACGUCGGCUGGCACUCGGACGGGGAAUACUGCAAGACCCAGGGACCACCAAUGAACCAGUGACCCCGUUUUGCCUCGUCCGUGUGGAGUCCUCGCCACUUCGCCCACGCAGCGCCGCGCCGCCUCGCCCUGCACCGGUUCCUUGCAUUUCCACGCCGUGCCCAGCCAGUUGCUAUGCGUCGCCCAACUUUACAGUCUCAGUUCCAUAGAUUUAUUUAGUUUUUGGGUGUACUCAUGCAGUUAUACUUUUUUAGGUCCAUUUCCAUCAGACUAUACACAGCCUAUUUAUUUCACCGCCAGGUUCUCAUAAUCUUUUAAGGCUUCUGUUAUUGAAUUUUGCGUUGCUUUGCUUAGGUCUUAGGUCGAUUAGUUUCUUUAAAGUCUGUCAGUGUUUAGUCUAUUAUUUAUAAGUUAAUUUUAAUCAAAACAGGUCAUUGUACCUAUUUCAUCCUUAUUCCUUCUCGUAACCUUCUAAACUUUCAUUAUUUGUCAGUAUUUAUUUAUCACAUGGUAUCGUGGUCUUCAGAAGUAUGUAGACUAUAAUACUAGCAAGAGAAAUACGAGUUGAACUGUC
Eriocheir sinensis (Chinese mitten crab) is the source of this 3199-nucleotide messenger RNA. RefSeq names its product angiotensin-converting enzyme-like. Gene Ontology annotation, molecular function: peptidyl-dipeptidase activity; metallopeptidase activity. The coding region runs from base 769 to 2688 and encodes 639 amino acids. Gene Ontology annotation, biological process: proteolysis. Lineage: Eukaryota; Metazoa; Arthropoda; Malacostraca; Decapoda; Varunidae. The transcript has 16 exons. The record is from RefSeq and is a predicted model, not a curated record. Gene Ontology annotation, cellular component: plasma membrane.